Messenger RNA from Selaginella moellendorffii, 1757 nucleotides. RefSeq lists its product as uncharacterized. The coding region runs from base 101 to 1735 and encodes 544 amino acids. The transcript is spliced from 2 exons. NCBI's taxonomy places the organism in Eukaryota, Viridiplantae, Streptophyta, Lycopodiopsida, Selaginellales, Selaginellaceae. The record is from RefSeq and is a predicted model, not a curated record.
GCCACUGACUCAUCUUUGCUAGCCACUUCCAAGUUGUCAUUUGGAUGUUGAUUCAUCAACGACAUUUGUUGUAAUUUCUGAGGGUAUUCCAUUGGAAGUUAUGGGGGAGCCAAAGCAGGCCCGGAUAGAUGAUUACGAGGAUUUGGAAAGCAUUCGCUUUGAGAUGUUGAGCCAUGAGGUGUCGAGUGUGAAGGAGCUGAAGGAACAGAGAUACAGAGCAGCAACAUUCAAUUCAAAAGACUUCGAAGGCUUGCGCGAGCUGCUGCUGCAGGAGGACAACACUCUGGAGCACGUAAUCAUGUGGAGGGAGGGCUACCACAAAGUGGAGGGGUUUCUAGAAGCAGCUGUGUCCAAGCUAAGCAGCCUUGGCAUUUUUGGAGACAAAUUUGGCGUGGAGGUGAUUCGCGGCUUGGAUGAAGCUAUUGCUGCUGCCAAGCACAAGGGGAUGCCAAUCAAGCUCAAGACGCUUCUUCUACGUUCCUGUGACGCAGAUUUAGAUGCUUUAGCGGGAUCAACACUUCCGAAGUAUUUAGAACGUCUGGAGCUUUAUAAUUGCGAUUGCUCGCCCCACCUGGAGAAGCUGCUGCAAGAUCCAGCAUGCAAGAUCUGGGAGCUCUCCCUGGAUAAGGAUAAAUACUUGACGCCCGCCCUCUUCCAGGCUGGAACAAGUCUAAGGAAGCUUAGGCUGGUCCACAUCCCAAAUGAUCGGGCGUUACUCAGCCAAAUCAGCGGAUCAAUAGAAGGCCUUGGAAUUUCACCAGGGCCUUCGGAGAUCUCCCUGCUGGCAGACUGCAUAAACAACAAUGCCAAGUCCAAGCUCUGGUUCCUGGAGUUAACAUCACUCCAUUCAUCUUCGGCGCAGCUCGUGGGCCAGCUGCUAAAGAGCCCACAUUGCAAGCUUGAAAGUUUCUCCUUGUUACCUGGGGUAAAGAAUGACUCACAUGAGUGUCAAGAUGUGAUUCUCAGCAAUUUGGAGGCCAACUACAGCAGCCGGAUCCAGAGACUGCGCAUUGGCGGGGAAUGGGCUUCCAAACUGUUGGAGGACAGAUGGUUGAGGGUAAAGUACCGGAAUGCUCUAUUUCAUAAGAGCCCCGUUCUUGCACAAAGCGCUACAGUCACACCAUCAACUGCCAAGCUGUUCAUGUGCGGCCACACUGCCUCGGGCAAGACCACCAUCUCCACCAAUCUGGUCCGUCCCUAUGCAGCCCUCUGGCAGUGUGUGAAGCCGCCAUGUCAGGAUCAUGCAUCAACAGUGGGAAUUGAGAGGAGGACUCUCAGAUUUGGAGAGAGGAAGAAACUCCUGAUUUACGAUCUGGGAGGCCAGGAGGUCUACCACGCUUUUCAUCACUAUUUCCUCAGGGGCAGCGACAAAGAUCUCUUCAUGGUGGUGUGCAAGGUUGGAGGUCCUGGAGGUGAGAUGAAAACAGAGCUCCAAUACUGGCUUCGCUUCAUAGCGGCCCACCAAACUGCCACACCAGCUAGGAAACCCACCAUUUUCUUACUACUCAACAUCUUUGUUCGUGAUGACCGUUUCUUGGUAGAAGCUCGAGCAGCUGCGACGUCACUGGUACUCAAGUAUAAGGACAGGCUAGACUUUGUUCAGGGCCAACGUGGUGAUCACUAUUUCGAGGUGAAUGGGUUGAAUGCUCGUCAGGUACAGAAGGAAAUGAAGCCCAAGCUGGCGAUAGCAGUGGGCGAAAUGAUAAAUGAAGUUCCUGUGAUUCCCUGGACUUGACAUGAGGUUAUCAGAGGGCGGG